Molecule: messenger RNA, 1638 nt
Organism: Paralichthys olivaceus (Japanese flounder)
Lineage: Eukaryota; Metazoa; Chordata; Actinopteri; Pleuronectiformes; Paralichthyidae
Source: RefSeq, a predicted model, not a curated record
UCUCUCCUCCAAUCACGUGGCGGCUCUGGCUCCAUGCGCCUCCUCACUAGUAUGGCGGAGCACGGAGCAGGAAUUCCGCAUAUGCGCCUCUGACAGCGUCGUUGAUGUGGAAACACCGGUGAUGAGCGUCCUCGGGCCGGACACGCUCACACUUGCUGCCCGGAGAACAGCCGCCAUCCCCCGGACUCUGAGCUGAGUGAGAGCCGUCAGACGGUGGAUGAAGUCCUGGGUGCUGAUGCUCUGAGUCUGCGCCUCCUUCUCCACCUGAACCGAGAGGAUCAACAGGAGCAGCUCCCUGUCACCUCGCCUCCAACACCAUGGAUGUGCUGUGGAUGCUGCGGGUGGACGAGCUGUCUCACGCUCUGGCGAACUUGUCCAUGUUUCCGUUCUUUGACGUGGCGCACUACGUCGUGUCCGUCAUGGCUCUGAGGGAGCAGCCAGGAGCUCUGGAGGUGUCCAGGGUCAGCCCCUUGGCCUGUUGGUUCAGUUCCAUGCUCUUCUGUUUCGGCGGAGCUGUCCUGUCUGGGAUCAUGCUGGCCGAGCCCCCCAUAGCGCCUCUGACCAACAGCACCAGUGUUCUGCUUGCCUCGGUCAUCUGCCCCACUAAGAUCACCCUGAUCGGGGCGGUGCUGUUCACUCUGCAGCAGACCCACUACCUGCCUCUGCAGAAGCACCACCUGAUGCUUCUCUACACCGCCUUCACCGUCGUCAACAAGACGAGGAUGAUGCUGACCGGGUCCAACGUUUCGCCGUUUGCUGUCAUCGAAUCAGCCGUUUACAAGACCCUCUUCACGGGCUACUCCCCUUACGCCGCCCUCACUGGCGAGGAGCAGAAAACAUGUAUAGAUACCAGCAGGACAAGUGGGACGUCGUCCUCCCUCGCCAAAACCAAAGAGUCCAAUGGGAAGGGAGCAGCAGGGAAACGCACCCCGGCUCCACAAAGUGAAUCACUCGAAGCCAAAAAGGAAUCAGAGAACACGGAGACGACAAACUGCAAGAAGAUGAACUAGUCAGCCUCUGCCCCGUAGCACCUUUUCACCUCUACGCUGGGUGGUGGAGUCACUUCUGAUUCAACAUUUUCUCAUCUGUUUUUCUUUUUAGCAAAAAAAAAAAAGAGUUUUCAUUCCAUUUUUUUCUAUUCAUUUCAUUUAUUUUACUUCUAAUUUAAAUCCAACUGAUGAAGAAGUGACUCCAACCAACCCUGUACCUUAUUCUGGGACAAUCACCCCAUCCUUAAAAGUACUGUGAUACUUCUGCUGUUCGAUAUGAACAACACACUGUCCUCGGGCUUAUUGCACACUCGCAGUACAAAUGUGUAGCUUGUUUUUAAUCUAUAUUUAUAAUGAGAGGAAACUGUUGAUUGUAUCUCUGGGUUUUGGGAACAGUGCUGUGCACCUGCUGAUCUAAGAAUGUCUCCAUCUUUCUGUGUGCUUCAUUGAAACGCUAUAUUUCCUACACUGAAAUAUUUUUAAAAGAGAGAUUAUAUUCUAUAACACUCAGAUAUUUAAUUCUAUUUAUACAAAAUAAGUAUGAUUGCACUUGAAUCUAUAAGAAGUUUGAAAUUGAACAUUGUUUCCUUGGUGAAUGCUUUGAAUUACAUCUGAAAGCAUGACAAUAAACAGGUUUAAAUGCGGUAAA